Molecule: messenger RNA, 702 nt
Organism: Selaginella moellendorffii
Lineage: Eukaryota; Viridiplantae; Streptophyta; Lycopodiopsida; Selaginellales; Selaginellaceae
Product: probable transporter MCH1
Exons: 1
Coding region: 1-702 (233 amino acids)
Cellular component (GO): membrane
Source: RefSeq, a predicted model, not a curated record
AUGGUUGGGACGAUCAAACACCUCUACAACAGUCAAUGGAUGGUUGCAUUGGCAAGUUUCUUCCUCAUGAUCUCCACGGGAGGAGCACUCAACAACUUCAGCCUCUUCUCGCAGCAUCUCAAGCUGUCCCUCGACUACAACCAAAAAAAUAUCAACACCAUAAGCUUAUUUAAGGACGUUGGCACCAGCGUCGGGAUUCUCUCCGGCCUCCUCUAUGAUCUCACCGGGCCCUGGGUCGUGCUCCUCCUUGGAUUCGCGCUAAACUUUGCUGGAUACUUCACGAUAUGGCUGGCUACAACGCAGAGAAUAGCACAACCCCAUGUCUGGGAACUGUGCUUCUAUCUCUUUAUGAUCGGCGCAUCGGCAGCCUUCACCACCACCGCUGUUCUUGUGGCCUGUGCCAAGAAUUUCCCCAAGAACCAGGGCAUGGUUCUUAGUCUUCUCGACAGUACGCAGGGAUUGAGCGUUGCGAUGUUCACGCUGCUUUACCAGGCCUUUUUCUCUCGCAAUGACGAUUCAUUCGUUCUCUUGCUGGCCUGGUUUCCAUCACUCUUGUGCCUUCUCUUCGCGUUUUCCAUUCGAUCCGUCCCACUCGACGGUCGCUACAAUGACUCGAGAACGCUCUUCGUCUUCUUGUCAGUAACUUUGAUCCUGGCUGGAUAUCUCAUGGCUAUAUCAUCCUCCAGCACUUCGUGCGCCUAG